AUGAUGGAGUGGAGUCAGUCAUUACAAGAACAACAUGAUGCUUUCACCUGGUUCACACAGUCCCAGCUCCAGUCUGUGAUCAGGAACGGUAUAGUCCCAGAAUGGUUUCAUGGGAUCAUUUCCAGGAAAACAGCAGAGGAACUGCUCAUGUCCAAGCCUCCUGGCUACUUCCUCAUCAGAGUGAGUGAGACCAGGAUUGGCUACACUCUCACUUAUCGCACUGACAACCGCUGCAGACAUUUCAUGAUUAAUGCAUUGGAGGAUGGCCAUUACAUCAUAGUAGGGGAGAAUAAGCGUCACCGGUUCCUGCAGGACCUCGUGGACUUUCAUCGUAGAACUCCCAUCAUGCCUUUCAGUGAGGUGCUGACUGUCGCUUGUGGACAGUCCUCAAAUGAAAAGACAGACUACGCAGAACUUCUGUUUCCCCAAAGACAUCUGACACCUAACGCCAGUUUGCUACAAAACAAGUCCCUGCAAUUCAACAGGAGACACCCAGUAUCACAAGAAGAGAUUAUCCCACCUGCCCUUCCUUAUCGACCAAACGAUCUGAUCAACUCUACAUUCCAGUUUCCAAGCAGCCAGCCAAACAGACUUUACCCAUGUUUAAAAGAAGAAUUUCCACAUGUCACCUCCAUACUUCCAGCCACGCCUGUGCCACUGACCAGGAAGAGAUAUACAGUUGACAACCCUCCAUCCAACCAGCCGCCUGAAGUCCCUGCCCGGAGCAAUGUGCCUCCACUGAAGCAGAACCAAGCUUGUAUCAGGACAGUCUCUGCACCUGAGGGUCCCUCAAUAGCCCCAGCCAUUGAACACCCGCUCGGCGGCGACGUCCGGCCUGUGAGGAACAAUGAAGUGAAGCCGUCAGUCGUCAGCAACCUAAAGAACCUUAAGAAGAAAUUCCAAAAGAGGAGAAGCACAUUGCAGGAGCAUAUGUACACAGAGAUUAAUGUGGAGGCGACUCACAGGGGUGCAAACAGUGAGAAUGAGUACCAGGAGAUCACGGGGGAGCAGACCUUCGAUGGUGCACCAUUUUCCUACACUCACACUGAUAUGACGCUGACUGAUGGAGUGUUACCUCAAGAGUACCUGCCACCUCCUCCUUUUGCCCCGGGCUACUGA
This is a messenger RNA of Xiphias gladius (swordfish), 1119 nucleotides long. RefSeq names its product hematopoietic SH2 domain containing (gene hsh2d). The transcript has 5 exons. Gene Ontology annotation, cellular component: cytoplasm. NCBI's taxonomy places the organism in Eukaryota, Metazoa, Chordata, Actinopteri, Istiophoriformes, Xiphiidae. Bases 1 to 1119 code for a protein of 372 amino acids. The record is from RefSeq and is a predicted model, not a curated record.